Cavia porcellus (domestic guinea pig) is the source of this 10302-nucleotide messenger RNA. It is a transcript of the gene Dcun1d5, whose product is annotated as defective in cullin neddylation 1 domain containing 5. Gene Ontology annotation, cellular component: ubiquitin ligase complex. Gene Ontology annotation, molecular function: cullin family protein binding; ubiquitin conjugating enzyme binding; ubiquitin-like protein binding. Lineage: Eukaryota; Metazoa; Chordata; Mammalia; Rodentia; Caviidae. The transcript is spliced from 8 exons. The record is from RefSeq and is a predicted model, not a curated record. Gene Ontology annotation, biological process: protein neddylation. The coding region runs from base 284 to 997 and encodes 237 amino acids.
CCUUCUGCUCUCCGCGAGUAGUGAAGGUGCCGCGCUGUCCGUGUUAUCGUCUCCUAGUGAGAUCGAGCCGUAGUGCCCAGAGGCGAGGUACUACCUCUGUCCCAGGCAAAGAAAGACGAGACCGGGGAACGGGCAGCAGCUGGGCCGCACCGGUGAGGACUGGCCGCUCUGCUCCUUCGCUUGCUGCUGUCUCUGGGAACGGGGUGCCAAGGCUGAGGGACCUCCAGCGGGUGGCAGCCUCCUUCCCUGGCUCCCCUGCCCACCCUGCCGGGGAGGGCGGAAGAUGCCAGUGAAGAAAAAGAGAAAAUCCUCCGGGGUGGCAGCGGCAGUAGCGGAAGACGGAGGCCUCAAAAAGUGUAAAAUCUCCAGCUAUUGCAGAUCCCAACCCCCUGCUAGACUAAUAAGUGGAGAGGAACAUUUUUCAAGCAAGAAGUGCCUGGCUUGGUUUUAUGAGUAUGCAGGUCCUGAUGAAGUUGUAGGGCCAGAAGGAAUGGAAAAGUUUUGUGAAGACAUUGGUGUUGAACCUGAAAAUAUUAUUAUGUUAGUUUUAGCGUGGAAAUUGGAGGCUGAAAGCAUGGGAUUUUUUACCAAGGAAGAAUGGUUAAAGGGAAUGACUUCAUUACAGUGUGACUGCACAGAAAAGUUACAGAACAAAUUUGACUUUUUACGCUCACAGCUGAAUGAUAUUUCAUCAUUUAAGAAUAUAUACAGAUAUGCCUUUGAUUUUGCAAGGGAUAAAGAUCAGAGAAGCCUUGAUAUUGAUACUGCUAAAUCUAUGUUAGCUCUUCUGCUUGGGAGGACAUGGCCACUGUUUUCAGUAUUUUACCAGUACCUGGAGCAAUCAAAGUAUCGUGUCAUGAACAAGGAUCAGUGGUACAAUGUAUUAGAAUUCAGCAGGACAGUCCAUGCAGAUCUUAGUAACUAUGAUGAAGAUGGUGCUUGGCCUGUUCUUCUUGAUGAAUUUGUUGAGUGGCAAAAAAUCCGUCAAACAUCAUAGCAAGAACUAUUGUGAAGAAAAUGCAAACUUUUGAUUCCCAUGUGUAUACAAGCCAAUGAGUUGAGGGGGAUAAAAUCCGAAGGGUGCAUUUUCAUUCAUAUGAAAGACUUACAGUACUUUUUUUUCCUUUUUUUUAAAGGAAGUUUCCUUGUUACAUGUGAUGGGCAUUGAACCACACCUCUUCUGAGACUGAAUAUUGACGUUUUUGUUUCAAGUUAUGUUUUUAACAAUAAAGAUUCAGAUUUGUGACAAAGGCCUUAACGUGAAGAUGUCCCUUGAGUGUCAGAGUGGUAUUUAUUUUUGUAAAUUUGAAAUCUUGAAUUUUUGAACUUCUAAAUCACAAUGAAUUUGGAUAAUUUAAAGACUCAAGUAUUUGACAAUGUAGUUUGAUGGUGAUAUGGCUCAUUUUACUGAUCUUUGCACAACUAGAAAGGAUAAUUAUUUAUAUUGAUUUCUGGCAUCAUGAUUUUGUGUUACAGCUGGUAAAAUAGCAUUUCUAGAUUUCAGAAGUGUUUCAACUUCCAGUUCUGGGUUUCUGUAAAAGCUGCCAAGGUCUUAUACACACAUACCUUAUUUGAAGAGUUUAAAAUCAGAAAGGUUAUGUCCAGUUAUUUUUGUUUUCUAACCUUUAGUAUUUUUAAUAUGCAUAAAUGAAUAUUGCAUGUAUAUCCUUAACAUUAAUUUUAAGUUUCUGAAUUUCUGUCAUUUAAAAAAUUUUUUUUAUAUUUGAAGAGGUUGAUAAAUUAAUGGUCUUAAAAUCAAACAUGUUUGUGAGAGAAUUAGGGCCGGUAUUGAACUUGUAUUGUUGUUAAUGCAGGAACUGUUAUGGAGAGCAGUUUCGUUUGCCUUAAGAAAACUGUAGCUCUGUUGUAGAUUUAGUGAAGAUACAUGUAAGAGAACAUAAGGAAUCAUGAGCGAACUCUGAAUGUAACUGCAAAUUCAGUUAGGCCAUUUACAUUGAUAGUGUCAUAGUUUUCUAUUUAUCAUAAUUUAAGGAGAUGGCAGCAUUUUCUAGUUCACAAAAUAAGUACUUCUAGUUAGCAGUGAGCCUGUAACUACUUUCCUUUCAAACCAGUCAUAUCAUCAGUAUCCCAGUCAUAGGAAAACUUUGUUCACUUUGUGACAGUCCCCCACCUCAGUGUUUCUAGUUUUAUUGUAUAAGUGGAGAGAAGUAAAUAGGGUAUUUUUCCAUAAUAAGGAACUGUAUUGAUAAAAGAUACAUGGUUUUGAUGAUAGAUCUUUAAUGAGUGAUUUUCAGUAUUGAAUACUUAAGAAAUAGGACUUUCAAGCUUUUUAAGUUAAUGAACAGAGAAGAAGUAAUUCUGUGCUUUUUUAGUGAGAUUAUUUUGUACAGUUUGUAAAACACCAGUAUAGUAGUGGGAAAGAGUUUUCCUAAACAUCUUACAGAUUUUUUUUUUUGGUAUCACGUUUUUUUUUUUCCCCUUUUGGUACUAGGGAUCAAACUCAUGACUUCAUGCUUACCAGGAAAGUGCUUAAACCAUUGAGCUAAAUCCCUGACACAAAAGAUAAAUUUCUUAGAAUGCUUUAGAAUGCUCUUAAGCAUUUGAAUCAAAUUACUGGAAUUGAGCAUAAUAUGGUGGUAAGAUUUAAUCUGAAGAAUAUUUUAAUAUAACACUCACAAGCAAAGUAUUUAAAUUUUUAAACUUUUGAAUUUACAAUUUAAUUGAAUCCUCUCUAAGGCACAACUUUUAAACUUGAAAAGUAUUGCCCAUUUUUGUUUAAUUCUCAAACAGUUUAAAUGGUCAGUUUAUGGCUUCAGCUAAUGGUAGUGUCUUUGUCCUUUUCACUGAGAAAAAUAAACAUUUAAAACUUUUAGAAGGCCUUUUAAAAAUUGAAAAUACGAAAAUAUUUACUUGCUUAUCCAAAAAUAUCUUUAAGAUUUCUUGAGUCUGAAAAUGAAAAUUAAUUUUUUCUUAAAGUCAGCAGUCCUAAUCCCUCUCUGGUUCCAUCUAUUUCCCUUGAUAUAUUUUGAAUUUCACCUUUUUUUUUUUUUUAAAUGGACUCACUUAAGUUGCCUAGGCUAGGCUUAAACUUGGGCUCUUCCUUUCUCAGCCUUCCAGAGUGCUGGAUUUAGCCUUCUUAGAGUUGUAACAUUUACAAAUUUACUCUUCUGAUUUCUCAGUCUGGGUGUGGGCUGUUUCCAUUCUUUCCUUUCUUAAGUGUACAGCAGUUAAUUUACUGAAGAUUUUUAGAUGUUAAGUAAAGAGGACAGUAUAUAGGAACCUGAACUAUAAAAAAGAAAUCUGUUGUGGUUCCUUUUAUGACUUAAAGUGCCUUCUCAGGAAUUCUGUUGUAAAACUUUCAGAUUUAUUUCCUUUGUACAGAGUGUAAUACUCUAGGUGCUUAAUAACAUGGAGUUGAUUUGCUUCUUAUACAAAUUAAUAUUACUGAAGAACGUAGAGCCAGGUGUUGAGUCUCACCUGUACGUGAAUACUGAGGUCUCUCCCCUUAACUCCUAAUGAUUCCUUUGAGACAAUAAUUUUUAUUGGUCUGUGAAAACUUGCCAAGGAUUCAGGUAACAGUUGAUAAAACAUUUUAUGGUUUGUGUUGAUCUAAAUCUAUGUGGCCAUAUUUAUUUCUUACUGUCUCGUAAUUCUUGUUUUUUAAAUGCUGCUCAUAAAAUUCUUGAUAUAAUACAUUUUUUGAAAAGUAUUUUUAUAUAUAAAGAAUAGGUUUUAUUAAUUUAGUUUAUCUCUAGAUUGAUUUAUUUUACUCUAGAUUGUUUCUUGGGAUUUAAAAAGCCUCCCACGGAGAUGUUAGAUGGACCCUGAGGAGUAAAUCUCUUACGUGCAAAUGUCUUUCAUCUAGCAAACCAAAAAUUUAUCUUAAUAAUAUUGAAUGCCAUUGAUUUGCAGGGCUGAGAGCAUGAGUAGAAUUUUGAGAUAACAAAAAAUUUUAAGGCAUAUAAGAUAUGUUGAGUUGCUCAGAUAUAAGACAAAGGAAAUACAUUGAUAUAUUCUCUUUGAAAUAUUUCUUCAGCAGAACAUGUUCUUUCUGCCAUUAGCUGUUGUGAAAUUAUAAAAAGACUUUCUAAAAUUUAUUAUAUGCUUAGUUUUGAGGAACAAGUAAUGCUGACUCAGUUUGUUUUAUUAUGUUCUUGAAAAAGUGCAUUUAAUACUGCUGUGAUAAUUUAUCAUGCGAUAAAACUAUUUUUGCUCUUAGGUUCCUAAAGCCUAAAGUUUUGUAGCACCACUCGUGCUUCCCAGAUGUUUAAAGCAGCACAUACAUCGACAAAUGUGUAAUUUAGAUGUAUUCUUUAUUAAAAUAAGAGAAUAGGCAAAAAAGUUGAUCUUACUGCUGAAGAAUUCAUAUUCCUAAGGAAGACUUUUCCUUUCUUAGGGAAGUGUCAUGUCUUAAGUGACACAAGAAAUCAUCACAAGGAAAUAUUUCAAGAAAGGAAGCAUUUUUCUCUUCAGGAGCAAAGAAAUAAUAAAAUGUCACUAGUUUCUGCAGUAGAAAUUAUUCUAGUAUGAAUUAUUCAGUAUUCUAGACCAUUCUAGUUACCCAUGAUUAUAUUGUGGAAGCCCCAAAAGCAGUCUUAUCUUUUAUGGUAAACUACAGAUUGUAGAAAAACGAAUUGCCCCAAAACUCAGGUAAAUUGUCACUAACAUUUAAUUGUAGAAAUUCAUCUAGUUAACUUCACUAGGCAAACCCUUUAAUCUUUUAAAAUACAGUUUAUUUCCCUUUUCCCAAACACCAGUCUUUUUUUUUUUUUUUUUUUUUUUUUGUCUUUUUCUUUUUUAUCGGUAUUAGGCAUCGAACUCGCGACUGCCUGCUUGUAAGGCAGGCGCUUAUGCCGCUGAGCUAAAUCCCCAGCCCCACACCAGACUUAAUAAAACUGAUCAUGAAUUGCUGCUUGCCUUGCAGUCUUCUGCAUUUUGUAAGUAUGCAGAAUUACAUAACUAGCAUAAUUAAUUUUUUAUUGAACUUAGGUAUUUUACCUGUACUACUCUGUGUCAUGUAGUGAAUUGGUUUAUAGCAAGAUUUUUAGCUACAAAUGGAGAAUGCUCACCUCUUUGGGAUUUGUAUUAGCUUAUAUAUUGAAUUAAUAGAAGUUACAGCUGAGAAUCUGAAUUUGACUGUCUCUGCCUCCUCCCUGUGAUUUCACUUUUAGACAAGUCAUUUGACCUCUGACAUCUUGAGCUGCUUCUGUAAAAUAGCAAAAGUAAUGCAACUUAGUAUUAUUAAGAAGUCUAUAUAGGGUCCUGUCUACAUCACUUAGUAGAUAUUAAGUGACUAUACUUAGGUUUUUUUAAAUCAAAAAAUUUUUCCCAAUAAAUUUUACUAUAUCAUAUAAGCAAAUAGCCUGGAUUUCUUGUUUUAUUGUAAAAUAAAUUGUUCAUAUUCCUUAUAGACUGAAUUAUUAAUUCAACAGAUCCGAAUUAUACCAAUUGUUCUUGGAGGCCUUAACAUGUAACAGAGCAUAUAAUAAGUAACUCAACUUUGUGGGGCUUUCAUUUGAAUUAUUAAGUAAAAUACAUAGUUCAUUAUGUGGUAACAAGAUUCCUUGGAGGAAAUAAGUUGAAGGUGAGAGCGGAAGAGUAGGAACAUAGGAUUGCUGUUCUAGAUAGACUGAAGACUUAAAUAAUUAGGGCAGAGACCUGAAGAACUGGAUAAUACAAAUAUCUGCAAAAAGUAUUCCAGGUGGAAGGAAGAGUGUGUGCAAAGACCAGGAGUUUGUACAGUGUGCUUGGUGUCUUAAUAUCAGUGUGACCAAUAAGCACGAAGAAUCAGGAAGUAAGGUUAAGAGAGAGUGGGGGCAAUGAUUGUGCUUGACUGUAGGUACCUGAUGAGGCAUACUACUUCUAAACACUUAGAGUGAGUGUGGUGGGAAGCCAUUAGGGUUGUGACCAGAACAGCCCUAGGGCGAAAAGAGUGAGGAGGAUAAUACAGUGAGGGCAGGGCACAUCAGUCAUCAGACUGUGAGUACAUGUAGAUGGGGUAAGCGGGUGAAUUGGGGGUGGACUAUAAGAAAAGGAGAAUGCUUAAGGAUUUUGGCUUAACUCCAGAAGUGAAAUGACAGGUAAGGAAAAGACUCAAAAGGAGCAAGACUUGAGAGCUUAGUGUUGGAUGUUGUGUAGACCUGAUGCCUUGUUAAAUGGAGGGAAAUCUGGAGUAGACAGAAUUCAAAGGUAAAAUUUGGUUUGGAGACAAAUUGAAAGUCAUCAAUGUGUAUACCUAUUUUAAAUCCAGAUGUGGCACAAGUUACAUGAAGAAAAAGUACAGAAAGAAUGCUGCUAAAUUGAACACAAGAUUAGUGAUAGAGUAGAGCUGCUUUUGUGAUUUUUCAGGUAAAAAUGUUAACAUUUUUUACCACAUCUACAAACAAUUUCUGUAUUAUAGAGACACUGAGGUUUUAAAAAUUAAGAUUGAUAAAUUACCAACUACCUAAAAAGUUGAGCAGGGAUGCCACUUUACUGCUUAAUUCUCAGGAUGAGCAUUUAACAGUAUAUUGCCAAGUCGUGUCCCGUCGUCGGUGUCCCGUCCCCCCCCCCCCAGUAGAAAGUUGCCGCUUUGAUUCAAUUUGACAGUUUUAGCACUAGAGGGCAGGCCUGCUCCUAGAUUAUGAAGAGUUUUACAAGUUAAUUUAACCAAACAGUACCUGUGUUCAUUGUCAAUGAAUGCACUUGUUUCUCAAGCAACAAGUUUACCAUGUAAUGUUUUUUUUGUUGUUGUUGCCUAAGAACCCUGAAAUAAGACUAAUGGUUGAUUUUAUUAUGUUUAAGGGCUGGUAACUAAAAGUAACACAUUUGUAUAAAGUUCAAGAAACCAAAUGUAGCUUUGUUAAUCUGAUGUAGUCAACCAUGCAUCUAUAUUGAGCAUAAGAGAAUUUGAAGAGAGCUAAACCUUAUCCAGGAAAUGUACUUAGCUAUUAACUUUAUGCUGGACAUUGUGAUAAAAGUUGGGGCUGCAAAAAUGAGCAAAAUAUCCACCUGACUCAAACUUUGAUAGAUCCUCAGCAUCACUUAAUAUUUAGUGCUGCAUGUAUUUAAAUGUCUUUUCCCUUGAGUAAUACAAAUCUGAACCUGUUUUUCUUAGGUACUUCUUAGUAUUCAUCAUAGUGCCUAACUUUAGGUUAGUUCAGUGUUUGAAUAAAUGCAUGAAAAAAAAGUUGAAUUGGGGGCCUUUGCCAAAAAAUAAAAGCCACCAAAACCCAAAACACCUGUUUUCAUACUGUCACCUUUACAGAAAGGGUUUCCUAUUAACAUCUCUAAAGGUUAUGGAGACGAUUCUAUCUUUUUUCUUCCCUCCUCCCUUUUUCUAAUAGUCUGAAUGGAAGGUCUAGCCUUUUCAUAGUCACUGGAGUGAAAAGAUGUAUGAGAAAGGUGGAUGGCACUCUCUGGCUGACUUCUAUUAGCUCAAAAAGUCGGAGGUGAGUGGAACCUUUUGGAAUGAGGAUACCUCCUUUUCCCCCUUUUCCCCAGAAAGCUUUCUCCUAUAUUAGCCAUGUGCUCCUCUGGCCUUUUUACUUCAGCAUGCUGCUAGUUCUUCUGAUUUCCUUGCCAGUAAAAUGAAAAUAAUACUCCUUACCUAGAGGAUUCUUUUGAGAAAGAAAUAUAAUACAUUUAGUAGAUACUAGCUACAUUGCUGUCUGAAAGAAGUGGAUUAGUGGGACCCUUUAGGCUGAAUUUUUGUUCAAAAACUUAAGUUGUUGCACAAUAGAACCAAGUAAGUGGGAGCAAGUUUACCCACUAGAUCACAUUUAGAAGCUCUUAGGAAAUGAAUCUAAUAUCAGUGUUAUAGAUUAAUUUGAAUUACCUGCUUGAUAUAGUGAAAUAAUUCUCCAAAGAGAUUUUAAAUGAGGUGAUCAAUUUGGAAUGUGCUUGGUCCCAAAUAAUGUGUUCAGUAUUAUUUACUAUAUUUGCGUUUAAAAGUGGAUCAGGAAAGACUUUUAAAAGGUAAAUAUUAAAAAUACAAUUACAGUACUAUGCCUUACUACAUUGUUUGAUUCUGUUAUGCUGUUAAUUUUUAGAAAAUUAAGCAGCAAGGCUCUUCCCAAAGUAAUUUUUGUCUAGAACCACAAAAUUUAAAAUAGCUAAAAUGCUCUAGUUGAGGUAGGCUCUUGUUCUGCUUACCAUCCCUGGUACCAUCAUUUCUGAGAAACCUCCAAGGAAUAUGUCAGUACUUCUGACUAGUAUAUUUGGAAAACCAGUGUGUUCAUAUUUGUACUUUGACAUGCUGAAUGUGAACAAAGUAAUAGAGAAAACUGAAUUUCUAUUUAGUAGUUGCUAUUUCAUUCUCUGUAAGAAGCCAAGAGGUAGCUGGGGCUGUUGUGAUCUGAAAUAAGAUGAGAAAUAUUUCAAGCAAUAUUGGGAACAUUUAUAUUAGAAUGAUAAUUCAUAAUUGUCUUAGAGUUAUUAUCUGGAGUUGAUAUAUGAAGUACCAGACUUAUAAAGGAUGAAUACCCACGGACUCAAACUUCACUGUGGUCCCUUAGCACAUAGGAUAAAACACGAAUACAGUUGCUACUUUCUACAUUUGAGAAUUAUGGUCCUCAGAGAGGAAACGUAUCUGUGUUAGUCAUAGGUUUCCUUUAUGCCCACCUUAUAAUAAGGUGUUUAUUGAGUGAAUGAAAAAAUUUACAUGUUUACCUUUACUCUUAAACUGUAAGUUACUUGAAAUUCAGACUGUUCAUCUCUUUAUGCCCAGGGCCAGCACAUGGCCAGCAUGUUUUUUGCUUAAUCAAAUGAGUGAGUUGUUGAAUUUGUUGAAUUAAUUGAAUGAACAAAUGUGUUUACACAAAGCAUUUACAUAUCUACAAUUCCUUUAGGCUAAUAUUUUCGAUAAUAGAAAUCAUGUCUUUAGUUCUUAACAUAGUAUCUAACUUAGUAAAUUGUCAGAAAAGUUUGCACAACUGAAUAGAACUCAAGCUUUAGUAGUACCAGUGUCUUCUAAUUAGACAUGAAAAUUACCCCAUGAUUGAAGAUAGAGCUCCUAAGCAUUUUCUGAGCACCAGUUGAAAAAUUUAAGGACCAGCCUAUAGUAAUUCAAAGGAGAAUGAGUCAGUCCUGUGUACUGAAACAGUCAAGAUGGCUUUUCAGAACAGAUUAAACUUGAUGAGUGUGGAAGGGGUUUUUUAAGAAUAGUAGACAACUGGAGAGGAACUAAACUGGGAAGACUAGUAAGGAACGUAAUGCAUCAAAAGAGCUCUGUGGUGGGAAUUCAAAGAUCUACUGUACCCAGACUUGUUGGUUACUUCUUAGUGACCAUGUGACUGAGAAUUAUGUCAGUGCUUUUGUCUUCUACAAGGUAGAGUUGAGAUUUUAGCACGUAGUUACGGUACGGUACCUUGUUUGUAAAGUGCUGCAUAUUCCUAAUACUAUACUUUGAAUGUAGUGGUUGCAAAUAUUUGUUGAAUAACAAAAAAAGAGUAUUUACUAAUGAAAGAAUAGAGGCACUGGAAUGUCCCCACUACAUCUGCCAGUAAACCUAUUAGUUCUUAUGGGAAGAAAAAUAUGUGAAACCACAAAAUACAAUUAGAAGAAAGACAAUCCUGAGGCUCUAAAGUUAUGGCAGACAUGACAAAAUCCUAGCUUUUCAUGCUGACAUUAUUUCUAAAGUUGCUGCAUUGUUGAAAGAUGCAAACCACAAAGUAAACCUUGCAGGAAAUCUUUUAAAAAAUAAAAAUAGCUUGAAGGAUGAAUGCUUCAUUUGCUGUAACUUCUUACCACUUUACUUACUAAUGAGUCAUUUCUCCCCUUCACUGAUAAUUUGUUUUAAAUGUGGUCAUAAAAUGGUUACAUUUGACUGGGGUCUGAUGUUAUAAAAUGACUGAGAAAAAAAAGUUGAGAGGCCACUAGUUAAAUAAGGGCAGGUGGGAUACUUGUUGAACUUAAAAGGCAUGAAUUGGUAUUGGUACGCUUGGUCUAGGUUUCCGAUGUCACAUUGGCUUUGUCGGAACCUCCCCUUUAUGUCCAGCAGCUGCAGCACUUUCUGUGCGCCUGGCGUCUCCAGAUCCCUAGUACCUCCUACGUUCAGUGGGUCUGGUCCUCCCACUUUGCGUCUGGUUGUUUUUAGAAAACCAUCCUUUCCUUCCUGUCCAUCUUUGAGCCACUACUAACCUCAUAUAUCUUUUUAUUUAAAUGUUGAUAACACUGUAUUAUAAUAGUAUACUUACCUGUUUUUUUAACUAAACUGUGAGCUCCUUGAGAGCAGGCACCAUGUUUUUGCUUUAUUUAUUCUCCAGUGCUUACAACUGUCCAAAAUGUAGGAAAAACACUCAAAAAUGGAAUGAAUGAGUAAAUGAGAAUGAAAAGAUUAAAUAAAUUAUUUUGCUUGUGUAA